Messenger RNA from Scatophagus argus, 8585 nucleotides. RefSeq names its product A kinase (PRKA) anchor protein 11 (gene akap11). Gene Ontology annotation, biological process: intracellular protein localization. The coding region runs from base 170 to 5845 and encodes 1891 amino acids. The record is from RefSeq and is a predicted model, not a curated record. The transcript has 12 exons. NCBI's taxonomy places the organism in Eukaryota, Metazoa, Chordata, Actinopteri, Scatophagidae. Gene Ontology annotation, cellular component: cytoplasm. Gene Ontology annotation, molecular function: protein kinase A binding.
UCUUGUUUUCACAGGAAGACGCUAAUGCAACGCAGAGAAAAUGGGCAGUUUGAGUCACUUUUGAGAAUCGCUUAAAAAUACCCUGAGAGGAUAAGCUGUAGGGUGAACUAUCCAAUUCACUUUCAAGGUGAGCAGCCUUUCAGCCAGUCACGUGCAGGUCUCUGUUGCUAUGGAUGCUUGUGCUCGUAUCAGAGGAGUUCCACUUAAAUCCAGGGCCUCAAUCCGAAAAGAGAUUGUGCGUGAUGGUGGUGCUCAGUGUGUGAAGAGCCUCUUAAGGAAUAAAAAGGAGCUGUGCAGCAUUGCCCUUGAGCUGCCAGCCAGAGACACAACAAGACUGACAGAGAUUAAUUUUGUGUGUCUGCCUAGUCAGUGUGAAGGAGAAGACGUCACCCAGCAGGCACUGACAUCUCUGCCAGCAGGACUGUGUGAGCUUCUGAGGUCCCUGCACAUUCACAGCCUCAGGAAUGAUGAGGUUCUGCUGCUCAAAGACUCCCGCAGGCUGGCAGAGCAUAGGGAUUCUGGGCCUCAGUGUUGGUUAAAGGCAGUGUGUGUGCUGAGGCAUAAUCCCAGUACAAGCUUCUACCCUCAGGCCAGUGUAGGAUCUUUGGUGAGCUUGCUGGGGUCCUACGUGGCAGGUGUUCGCUAUGCUUUGGAGCUUCAGGCCCUUCAGAGGGGUACAGCUGAGCCCAGCCAGCCAGAGGAAGAUGACACCAACCAGUCAGUUUCAUCAAUUGAGGAUGACUUUGUCACAGCCCUGGAGCAUCUGGAGGAGGACGACACAGGAGACAAUCCCUCCGCAUCUUCCUAUCUCCAUUUUAAAAAGCGUGAUGUGGCAUCACAGACAGUCCCAGCUCACAAGAGAAGAAAGGAAUUAUCGGGCUCCCGCAUUAUCAUGAGCUCAUCUUCAAAGAAGUGUUCAACCAAACAUAGAUCAGGUCCAGAUGUAUCUGUCACAGUACAGAGGUCGUCCGGCAUGGAAUCCCAGUGGACUUACUGCAGUCCUGGAGCUCGCGUCCCUUCGCCUUUGAUUCAUGUUAGUGAAUCUGAAGAGUCAGACUGCUCCAGUCCCAGCCCAAUCAUAUUCUUAGAUGAGGUGGGCUACCAGAAGAGCCUGUUGGCCAAACUGGACAUACCUCAAGUGCCAGGGGGGCCCAGAGAGCGAGUUGAAGACUCGGACUCUGAAGUCAGUGAAUUCUUUGAUAGUUUUGACCAGUUUGAUGACCUGGAGGAGCUGAGCUCAGAGAGCUGCACUCUCACACUGCCCCUGGAUGGCAUCAGCGCCACAACCACACAGAAAAAGGCAGAUGAAUCUAACAACAAUGGGUCAGCAUCCAAAUAUGUUUCGAGAGGCAGCUCAACCAAGGGUAUGAAUCUUCACCGUUUUGACCAGCCCACUCUUCCAGCCAAUGUGAAAAAACCUACUCCUCUCAAACCAGGUUCUCCCUAUUCACUUCACUCUGAGGUGCCUGACUCCCCUCGACCAGUGCAGACCCCAUCUGAGGAGAAUGGUGGUCCACUCUUCAGUCCUGUCAGCUCCUCAGCCUUCAGCCCUCUAGUGGACUCUAGUGGAACACUGGGAUACUUCUGGAAGACAGAUGAGGAUGGAAGGGACAGCUCAGAACUACGUAAACCCCAGGAUCUCUGCUCUUUGUAUAAGACCUACUCAGACUUCGCCAGCAGUCUUUCCAAGGAAAUUCUGGGAUCUGUGUGUGGUUACCAGUCUGCUGUUGACAUCAGUGACAACAAGAAUCUCAGCUGUGUCUGCCACAAGGAAUUCAAGAACCCUUCAGGCUACCUGAUGAAGCUCUCGGAAAUACAAGAGACUGUAACAGUGGCUAAGGUGCAGAAGAAAUCACAGUCUCUGAAGGAUGGCAUUCAGAGGUUUGCCGCUGACCUGGUGGAAAUGAGUUUGGGCAGUGCCUUGCGAGACCUUCAAAAAGGUGUGUCCUCCUGUACCACAACCUUGUGUCAGCUAGCUGCCAGGCUCACAUCGUCUGUAUUUCAGAUGGCCUUCCAUGAGAUUGGUAUGCGGCAUGCCUCUGUGUUGAAGGAGCGAGCAAUCAAUGGAUUAGCUGGCUUUCUAGUUGGAGAGGCUGUGUCUGGGGCGCUGAAAGAGUUCCUAACAGUGAAAAAGCAGAUUUUCCAUAGCACAGUGACACGUUUUGCUGCAGAUCUGGCUGAAGAGCUGGUCUUUGAAGGCAUUAUGGAAGUGUGUCAGUUCUCCCAUCCCUCAACCCCCCUCACCCCUAGUGAUUGGUCCUUUGGCCACAGGCAGGAUGAAGAGGAGGAGGAGGAGGUGGUUUCCUCAUAUGCUUCAGACUUGUCUGAGUCUGUUAUUCAGGAGGCCUUCAUAGAGCUCUCUCAGGCCGAUGUUGCCUUCACGAGUCAAGCGGCUAUUAGUGUGUCUCUGGACAACAUGUGUUAUGUCAGUGCCGAGACCACUGGCACUCACACCUGCAGUACCUUUGCUAACCAGCAAGCUGCUGGCUCAGCUGCAGCAGUCCCCGGACCCUCAGGAGAGGAUUCUACCUGCACGGUGAAGAAAGCCCUGUUCACUGUAUCAGGCAUGGCCAGCUGUAUUCCUGUGCCACAAGCAGGCCAAGCCCUGUCUCACAUCCAGGAGUCUGAGGAGACCUCUCAAUGUAAGUCAAGUUUGUCAGAUACACCACAGGCCAGCCCCAAAAGAGUGACGGUAUCUUCCUCGGACACCACCACAUCUACAAAAACUCACCUUUACAGUCAUGGAACUCAGACUCCUAUACCUGGAGGAGAUUCAUUGCAAGGAAAGUCCCCAUUCCAAAACUUCUCUGGCAACAUGGUGGAUAUGAUCGUAAGUGAGGCUUGUGAGCUAAUAACUGCUUCUAAGAUGAAGAAGAGUUUUGGUGACUGUGCUGAUUUCUUAACAAAAACAAUUGGAAGUGGAAGGGGUUCUUCUUCUAAGCAGGAGAUAGUUAAUUAUGAGGCUCCAGAUUCCCCUUCAAAGCAGGGAGCUGACAGGGAGAGUUUCAGAUAUGACUGUAUGAACUCUGGGUAUGUUAAGAAGGAUAGUCCAGUUCAGCAAGCAAUAGAACCUUGCAUCCCUCACAUUUCCUUUCAGACAGGCUUUCAACACCAAGGGAGAGCAAGCUGUGAGUUUGACUCCAGGACCAGAGGUGUAGCUGAAACCCAUCCUGUGAUUAAGGAUACUCUUGAUGUGCCGGGUGCUGAGGUAGGUGGACAAAGGAGGACAUCUGUUCCUGGAGAUGACUCAGUUCCAAGCUCUGGCCAAAAAUCUGGUGAGACUCCUGGCACUCCUCCUUCUACCCCUCAGCAGCCCAGUGAGGUGUCCAAGGAAAAACAGAUAAAACAGUUCUCCAAGAAGCUGAAAAGCAAGCUGGCCAAGGAAUUUUCCCCUGCUACUCCCCCACCCACCCCCCACUAUCAACCUGAUUCUGGCCCAGGUCCAAAAGACAUUACCCCUGAGGCAGACAAGGCUGAGUUUAUGCUCAAAUUGAUGAGGUCUCUUUCUGAGGAGGCAGAUGACAAUGAGGAGGAAGAAGAAGAUGGCAGUGCUGGUGGCACUAACAGAUGUUUAGAGACAGGGAGUGGCAGGCAUGAACCGAAACAGAUUUCUGCUCACAGAAUGUCCAACAAGGAAGCUCUUCACUAUGCUGAGCGGUUGGCUUGUCACAUUGUUUCCAUGGCAACGGAGAUGGAUACCCUAGGAGUGGAAGAGGAGGAGGGAGCGAUGAGCAAGGGCAGGGAGAGAAGGAGAGACAGUGUGGCUCAGUUCUCAGAGCAGACCUUGAACACCUUGUGGGUAUAUGCUGGGGAGGUGGCUGGAGAGGUCAUCAAUGAUGUGAAGAAGAUGGUGAGCUGUGCCCAGCAGUGUCCAUGUCACAGAGCUCUUAGAAGAAGAAGCUUUGAGAGAUCUAGUUCUGAAUGUUUGCAUCACCACUAUCAACACCAGUCUCAACCCAGUAUGGAACAGAACAGAGACUUGAGGGUAGGGAGGCUGGCCGAACAAUGGUCUAAUGACCUGAUAGCCUCUGUCUUCCGGUCUUCUGCCUCCACUUCAAGCACCAUCUCCAGCUCCAGCUCUGACCUGUCCUCCGAGUAUCCCAGCUGCGAGAGUGUGACAGAUGAAUAUGCUGGCUACCUAAUCAGGGUACUGAAAAAGGAGGGGGGCAGUAGGGAGUUGAUUCUAGACCAGUAUGCCAGCCGUUUGGCCUACCGCUCCAUAAAACUAGGUCUGGCUCAUGCCAGUCGCAGGAUCAAGCAGAGAUCCUCUAGUGCUCGCCUUCACUCUUCCAAGUCUCUGCCAGAUGAAUGGAAAACUUCUGGCAGCGUGGCCUCGUCUCCAGAGACCAGGGCAGAGUCAGUCGUUUGUACCGCAGGCGAGGAUGCUCAGUGUUAUUGUCAGGACUCUGAAGAGCAAAGUCAGAGGGAGUACAUGGAUCUGUUAAACUUUGCAGAGUCUUUAGCUUACAACAUCACCUGUGAUGUCACACGCAAACUGCAUCUUUCCUCAGUACGGUUGCCCAAGUCUCUCACUGACUCUUGUCUUUAUAAGAAAUCUAAACUUGAAGAUAUGGCAGAGAAUCUCAUCAGAAACUCCUUCUCCUGCCCACUGUUGUCCAAGGAGGGUAAGAGCAAGCAUUAUCACAGUACUGGAAGCCUGUAUGACGGAGGCUACAGGAGUAGGGUGAUGCAGGUCAUUGAGCAUUAUGCCAGGAAAAUAGUUGAUGAUACUUUGAAGAUGAGCUUGGCUUCAAUUGGACAUUCAUCCCGGGAGCAUCCGAAGACCCAAGUCCAUGACAGACAAUCUCACACAGAGAGGUUGUCUGCGGUGCCAUCACUGGUGGAGAGGACAUGCCGUUAUUGUCAGGUCCAGGAGUGCCCGUACUGCAACAAAUUUAGCAGACACAACCACCAGUCUGUCUUACAGCGGAGGAAAAGAGGGCCGGAAUGCCAGGCAAGGGCUGAGCGGCUCCCUUGCCUGGAGAUUCCCAAGAUCCACAUUAACUUGGACCACAGGGCAGCAUUUGCAGAGGAGAUGGUGUCCGCAGCAAUGGAGACAGCUAGGCGUGAGCUGAGCAACACCAGCCUUAAUGCUGACAGUGGUAUUGGUCAUGAUGGAACCAGCUACGCUGAGAGCCUAACAGCUGAGAUCAUGACAUCAGCCCUGUCCAACAUCUGCCAGGCUUCCAGCAUCAGCUUUCCAGGCAGGGAUGCCAAUGAGUCCUCUGUGUCCCACCAGCUGAGUGUGGGAGAUGACAGUCUGGGCAGCUGGUCUAACCUGAGCUUUGAGGAUGAGCACCCAGAUGACAACAGCAGUUUCCUCCAUCUCAGCGACAGCAGCAAUGGGAACAGCAGUAGCUGGAGCAGUCUGGGCCUGGAGGGGGAGGCUUGUGAGGAGCGCAUGUCAUUCUCUCCCUCCGACAGUGACAAUACUGAGGACAAGGAGACUGAGGUCAAAGAGGAAUCUGGUGGGACUCUCUGUGUGGACAGGACUAAGGUGCAGUCUCCCAGGACUGCACUGGUCAUAGUGAACUCAGGCAUCUCAGGCCCUCAACACGUGACCCUGGACCUGCAGCUCAGGAGCAUGCUGCAGUGGAUGGCAGCUUCCAUGGCUGACAUCCCCCAGAUCCAGCUGAGUCCUGACAGAGAGCUCCAGCAGCUCCCAGCAGUGGUCCAAAGACUUCGUGAGAGGAAAUGGAGGGUGGGAGAGCUGCUGCACACACUGCUGCGCUAUUGUGAAGAUAGUCAAACACACAGUCAGUCCCAGGCCAGACAGGAGGCACUCCAGGCGGGCAGAGAACUUCACAACAUCCCCCUCUUUCAGUGGCUCCUUGAGCACACCUAGGGCUUCUCCUCUCCUCUCUUCUCUCCUUAGUUAUAGACGGGGCUUUGCAAACUCCAUAACUCCUAGAGGGUGCCAUACCAAUCUGAUGACUGUGGGCGGUGUGUAUUUUGCAUUGCAUGCUGUGACCAAGAGUACUUCUGUUGUAUUUAAUUUGUCUGUCCACCUUCUGGUUUGCUGUUGAUGUUCAGUAUUCAUCGGGCUGCGUAUAUCACAUAUGUUGAUUUAGUGAGCUGUCUUUUCCGCCCACCUCCAUCUCUGAAUUAAAGCCCUCACACCUUGCUGGCGCUGUGCUUGAGCUCCAGAAAGUAAAGGAGAGAAGAGACAACCAUCCCAUCUGUCCCAGACAGAAACUGAAAUGCAAUGAGUUGAGAGUAGGAGAAUGUGUUUUUUGUUAGGGAAUCCCCAUAGCUGCUGGGCAGAUGAUGUCAUCACACCCACAGCUCACCUCUGCGGUGAUGUUUCCACAUGACAAGAGACCAACUGUGCGCAUACAUAUACACGCACCACACCCUUGUAUCAUCAGAAGGAAUCCAAGAUACACUGACACUCAUCACCAUCUGACACAAUUGUUCCCCAAUGGUAUUCCUUUAUUGUAUUAAUCAACUCACAAUGACUGUGCUUCAUUCACAUUUUGUUCCAGUGAAGUUUUUCUCUGGAGCACUGACUAAGCAUGAGAUGGUAUAAUGUACCCUCACAUUAAAAAGAUAUAAAAAGAUGUGCUGCCAUAGAUACAGACUGACAGGACACUGUUGUUAAGUUGUAAAACCCAUAUCUUCAGUAAAGUGUACUAUGCUGUCUUUUUUGAUUGAUCAAAAUGGGCCAUUCAUUUGGUGGUAGAAUGAUAAAUAUUGCUUUGAUGAAGUUGCCUCUUGCCAGUAUUGGUAUUUCUGUGUUAUCCAAUACUGUAACACUGCUUGUCUAGCCUCAAUCUCCUUUGUUUUCAAACUUAGUAAAUACUUAGAGUGGAUGAUGUUUACCAGGGCGGUCGGUAUUAAAGAAGAAAAGUCUAUUUUUUGAAGGUAGAGGCUGUCUAAUCAUAUAUGAAAUGCUGCUCAAAGCUAUCAAAAGAAGCCAUGAAAUUGGCUCAAUGUUGCCAAAUGUAGCUUAUAAGGUGACUCUCCUCUCCUCCAGUCAGUGAAUGGUCCACUGGUCAUCUGUGACAGUGGACCGCGUCCACUUAGGGGGAAGAUCCAGUGACGCAGAUAGUGGAUCUUUUCAUAAUUUAAGACAUCCCUAUGGUCUGCACCUCCAAAACCACAAAUUUAACAGAGUGUACAUUGCUCAAGCCUGGACUCACACAUCUUGUCACCCACGCUUCACAGUCACCUUGUGGAAUGAAGAAUUCUGAAUACCACAAUUUCCUAGCACUAACCAGCACAGCACUGACCCCUCUAACACACACCCUUGUUACUCACCAACCCCCAGUUUGACAUCCACAUGCACAGCACUACCAGCUACUUGCUGAGAAGCACUUUUUUUUUUUUUUUUUUUUUUUUUUUUGAUUUGGCAGGGGAGAGACUGGGCAUUUCCAGCCGUGCCCACAAACCUCUCUUGGCCUUCCUUUGUGAAUUUACUCCUGGCAUUAAGAGUCUGCUCUGGAGUCAGUUAAUGUACAUGCACCGUACCCCCCCAUCUCCCCAUCUCCCCAUACAAAAAUGAUUGGGAUAUGUUUUGCUCUUGUCAUAUAUUUAUUGUGUUUUAUUUAUAGGUGAGGGACUGAAGGAUGAUAUGAUGCUGCAAGGUUCUUAAAUUGAUUUCUGGACCUCCUUUGUGAGUUUGAAACACUGUACUAUACCACUGCCUCGCAUCUAAUAUAAACCAAGUAUUGGUGGUGGUGUUCACCUGCAUGGCUUAAUCUUUGACUUUUAAAGCUCAGCAUUGUUCUUCAUCCUAAUGUAUAGACCCACACUAACUGAGCUGCAGUGCUCCCUCUGCUGCCUCACAGUAUUCUAUAGGUCUGUGCAGAUGCCUUGUCUGUUACUGCUUAAUCACCAGGCUGCCAAAUGGCUGUAUAAUCUUAAAGGUGUUUGUCCUGUAUGAUUUGUUUACACAAAUGAAUAUAUCACAAAAUCCACUAUUUUUUAAGAAAAAUACACCCAGAGUGAUAUAACUUGCUAUUAAAAAUAAUAGCAGAAAAGAAGACGGCAAAGUAUUAACCUGAGUGAAUGCAUCUAUUUUGGUUUACAUUAAAGGAAUGUAUUAAGAGUCAUGGACAUGACACAUGAAGAGAGUGCAUCUGUGUACAAAUUCUUUCCCAGUGUGAAUGUUUAGUUUUUGAAGUAGGACUUUCCCAGGUUCUUUCCACUGCCCAGCCCCCUCUACUAUUUUACAUUCCUGUGCAUCCCAAAUGACCUAUAGUGCUAUAUUGUUGUGUUUGUGAAAGCUGAAUGUGUACCUGCAAAGACUCAGCUCCAUUUAGAAGCAUAUACUGUAAAUCUGUUUUGUUACUGUUGUUCCCAGUGUUAUGUUCUGCCUCUGUCCAAACAGACAGGAAAAGAAAAGCGAAAAGAAAAAAAAAAAACAAACUCCAUUAACUUCUUUAUUUUUCCUGCUUCCUUGUAAAAUCCUGCCAAAUGAAGAUAUUUAAUAAAUUAUGUAAGUUAUAUAACAGUGAAUUCACUACUUGUCCUCCCUAGUGGCAUUGCUAAAUAGUUAACACGUUCUACACUUGAAGUUAAAAGAAACUAAAUUUGUUUAUGUUAAAGCUUGGUGUGACAAUAAAGCUUUUUCGUGUCAUGUU